CCGCGAUCCAAAAAGUCUACCAAUGAUUCAAAUUGGCUUUUGGCCCAAUAAUUUUUUUAAGAAGUCCGGAUCUUCUUUGAAUGUAGGGUAGAAUAAGAAAAACCUUUUCAUUUUUCUGCCUUUCCUCAAUAACCCUAAGCUCAAGCCGUUCUUUCUUCUCCAACUUCAUUCAUCAGUGCGCCCCAAGUUUGCAAUUUUUUUUUUCAUUCAACGGUGCUUUCCCCAAGCAGAGGAAAAGAGACAUGAAGUUCAUCGCCGCAUACUUGUUGGCUGUGCUCGGAGGCAAAGCCAGCCCUUCCGCCGGUGACAUCAAGAAAAUCCUUUCUUCUGUUGGUGCCGAGGCCGAUGACAGUAAGCUUGAGUUGCUCUUGUCUCAAGUUGAGGGGAAAGAUAUCACUGAGUUGAUUGCAGCUGGAAGGGAGAAAUUAGCUUCCGUACCAAGCGGUGGUGGUGGUGUGGCAGCUGUUGCUGCUGCACCUUCAAGUGGCGGUGGGGCUCCCCCAGCUGCUGAAGAGAAGAAAAUGGAAGAGAAGGUUGAAGAGGAUACCGAUGAGGAGAUGGGCUUUGAUCUUUUUGGAGGAGAUGAUUAGAGUUGUUUUACUUCUAUAUGUUUGUUUGGAUAGUAGUAUCAAGUUUUAGCACCCCUUCCUGUUUUUUACUCUCUAAGGAAGACUCCUGAAUCUUUUUCUGCCUAUUGUAUUAUAACAAUGGCUGAAUCAUGAACCUGACAUCUCCAUCUUCAUUCCCCUUUCAAGUAGGUAUGGACUCGGGCCGGGUGGCCCGACCCGGAACUGGCCCGGGACCGGUACUGUUCCGGCCCGGCCCGACCCGGUGGCCCGGUCAGUGACCGGUCCGGGUAGGCCCGGCCCGUGGGUUUUCCGGUCCGGGCUCGGGACACCAAAACAAGGCCCGGCCGGGCCCGGGCCCGGUUCGGGCCAAAAACAAUUUUUUUUUCAAUUUUUUUUAAAUUUUUGGGUUGGGCUGGGUAUUUUGGGCCAUUGGGGGUGGUUUGGGGGUUGGGGGUGGGAGGGGGGUUAAUUAGGAAGAGGAAAACAAAAAAAAAAAUUAUAAUGGGCCCGGCCUGGCCCGGACCCGGACCGGUCCCGGGUCCACCAUUUCUGACCCGCCGGCCCGCCCGGGCCUAGGCCCGACCCGGACCCGAGUCCACUCCUACUUUCAAGCCUAUUUUUGAAAACAAUUUUUAUUAGAACACCAUAUUGUAUUUUACUUUGAGUUUCAGUGGUUCUGCUGGCAUUAUUUAUGGAUUUUUUCUCUUCUUACUUUCUAU
Molecule: messenger RNA, 1288 nt
Organism: Cuscuta europaea
Lineage: Eukaryota; Viridiplantae; Streptophyta; Magnoliopsida; Solanales; Convolvulaceae
Source: the annotation of a GenBank genome assembly